Ostertagia ostertagi is the source of this 774-nucleotide messenger RNA. The record is from the annotation of a GenBank genome assembly. Lineage: Eukaryota; Metazoa; Nematoda; Chromadorea; Rhabditida; Trichostrongylidae.
GUGGCUGUAGUGGUUACCGACGGGCAUUCGCAGGACAAUCCAGCACCAGCAGGCAGAUGCUCUACGAGCAGCCGCAACCAGUUGAAGAAAGUUUUCUACCGCUUUUCUAUCGCAGGAGUCACCAUUCUAACGUUGGGCAUCGGAGAUCACAUCAAUCGUGACGAAAUUGUUCGAAUAAGUGGCAACGACGAACUGGCGUUCCAGGUGUGGAUGGGAGCAGAAAUUAUAUGUGGGCCGGAUUUCGUACAAGUAGGAAUUUCAACCACAAAGAAAUUGAAGGGACGACUCUUCUUCGAAGGCUUCCACCAAGAACCUGGGUGCUCGUCUGUAGAAGACAACUCCAACAAAAACCAAGACGACUCACGAUUCGAUGUUCGCACCAUCGCUCCGCAUGGAAAGUGUGGCCUGAUAAUAACUUUCGAUCGGCGAUUCGCAACCGCUAACGAUCAUUCGUUCGAGAUCCGAUGUUUCUAUCCGGACAAGACGAAGACGGCAAAAAAUCCCAAAAGAGCACAGGGAGUUACCACGUUGGUCACUGAGGCCGUUCUGAGCGGAAGCAAGGAACCCUCUUUGGAGUUGACACAAGCGAUGAAAUGUCGCUAUGUUGUCACGCCUCAUCCCGAUCAGUGCUCUUCAAGCGCUAUCACCGUUGGAACACCACUAGUGCAUACAUGGAGCUGUGAUCAAGAUCAUCCACGUUUUCUGGUACAUUCCUGCUUCAUCGCCGAUCCUGUCUCACACCGUAUAGAAAUGCUCAUUGAUCACCACGGGUGA